AUGGCCAAGAUAGACUACCUCCAGAAUAUGUUCAAGGCCAAGGAGUUUACUGACCGGUACAAGUACACCGAAAAGCUCACUGGGCUAUACGCUGAGACCUUGGUUGAGUACUCUGGCGUGGCUAAUCCCUACCAGAAGCAGCUGGUUGUCCUGGACAAUGCCUGCGGAAUUGGAGCUGUCUCCAGCGUACUCAACCGCACACUUAAUGAUGAAGCAAAGAGAACAUGGAAAUUGACCUGCGGUGAUCUGUCAGAAGGCAUGUUGGAAUACACCAAGCAGAGGCUUGAAGAUGAAGGAUGGGUCAAUGCUGAAACGAAGAUCGUGAAUGCGCUAGACACUGGGCUGCCAGAUGCGCAUUAUACGCAUGUUUUUGUCUCUUUUGGCUUCCAGAGCUUCCCAGACGCCAUCGCCGCCUUGAAAGAGUGUUUCAGGAUCCUCGCAUCCGGAGGUAUACUGGCAACCUCAACAUGGCAGAGAUUCACCUGGAUACCGAUCAUGAAAGCCGCCAUUGAGACCAUGCCCGGAAAGCUCCCAUUCCCAACACAGGAAGAGUUCCUCGCGCUUCACAGUACCGGUUGGGACUCGGAAUCCUACAUCCAGUCUGAAUUGGAGAAGGUAGGAUUCAGGGACGUCAAAGUCACCGCUGUGCCGAAAGAGACGUCCCUGCCUAUCAGUGAAUUCCUCGAAGUCUGCAUGAUGAUAAUCCCUUAUCUGCUUCCAAAGUUCUGGACUGAGGAACAGCGGGAGUUGCACGAGAAGGAUGUUCCAAUGGUGCUGCGGCAAUAUCUGCAAGACAACUAUGGGGCGAGUGGACAGGUUCCUCUGGAGGCGGUGGCUCUCAUCACAACGGCCCUCAAGACUUAG
Aspergillus udagawae is the source of this 864-nucleotide messenger RNA. RefSeq names its product gliotoxin thiomethyltransferase (gene gtmA). The record is from RefSeq and is a predicted model, not a curated record. Gene Ontology annotation, molecular function: methyltransferase activity. The transcript has 4 exons. NCBI's taxonomy places the organism in Eukaryota, Fungi, Ascomycota, Eurotiomycetes, Eurotiales, Aspergillaceae. The coding region runs from base 1 to 864 and encodes 287 amino acids.